Molecule: messenger RNA, 1446 nt
Organism: Prunus dulcis (almond)
Lineage: Eukaryota; Viridiplantae; Streptophyta; Magnoliopsida; Rosales; Rosaceae
Product: abietadienol/abietadienal oxidase
Exons: 9
Coding region: 1-1446 (481 amino acids)
Biological process (GO): sterol metabolic process; brassinosteroid biosynthetic process; brassinosteroid homeostasis
Molecular function (GO): oxidoreductase activity, acting on paired donors, with incorporation or reduction of molecular oxygen; heme binding; iron ion binding
Source: RefSeq, a predicted model, not a curated record
AUGGUGGGAGACUUUUUCACAGCGAGCAGCCUGCUUCUGAUCUCGACGACACUACUGUUCAUUUGUUUUCUUGCGAAAUUAAUUAGGAGAAGAAACAAGGUGGUAAUCAGGAGAAGCACAUACAAAUUGCCACCAGGGAGAAGAGGCUGGCCAAUAGUUGGGGACAGCUUCAGUUGGUACAAUGCGGUCGCAAGUUCCCAUCCCCCUCACUUUGUUGAACAACAGGUCAAAAGGUUUGGCAAGAUAUUCUCAUGCAGUCUGUUUGGAAAAUGGUCUGUGGUAUCAGCAGACCCAACCUUUAACCGGUUUGUAAUGCAAAAUGAAGGGAAACUGUUCCAGUCUAGUUAUCCAAAAUCUUUCAAAGAUUUGGUAGGGAAAAAUGGUGUGAUAACGGUGCAUGGAGAGCAACAAAGGAAACUCCAUCGAAUCGCCUCCAACAUGAUGCGUCUAGAGAAACUCAAGUUUAAUUUCUUGGAAAAUGUUCAAAUGGUUAUGACUCAAACUUUGAGCAAUUUUCCAAGCAAUCAAGUAAUACUUCUCCAGGAUGUUUGUAGAAAGGUGUCUAUAAAUCUAAUGGUUAAUCAACUUUUGGGAGUGUCGAGCGAGUCAGAGAUUGAUGAGAUGACUCAAUUGUUCUCCGACUUCGUUGAUGGUUGUCUCUCUGUUCCAAUCAACUUUCGAGGUUUUGCUUAUCAUACUGCGAUGAAGGCUAGGGGAAAAAUCAUAACGAAGAUAAAUAGGAUAAUGCAAAACUACAGGGAACAAGGCGCAACAGAAGUUGGUAAUGGCGUGCUUGGGAGAUUAUUGGAGGAAGAAAGCUUACCUGAUGAAGCUGUAGCAGACUUUAUUAUCAAUCUUCUCUUUGCUGGGAAUGAAACGACUGCUAAAACAAUGCUGUUUGCAGUCUAUUUCCUUACUCAUUGUCCCAGAGCAAUGAAACAAUUGGUGGAUGAACAAGACAAAUUUGUUGCAGAAGAAAUGCUUACAUGGCAGGAUUAUAAAGCAAUGUCUUUUACACAAUGUGUCAUUGAUGAAACACUUCGCCUUGGGGGAAUUGCAAUUUGGUUAAUGAGGGAGGCAAAAGAAGACGUUGAGUACCAAGACUACAUUAUUCCAAAAGGAUGCUUUGUGGUUCCCUUCCUUUCAGCAGUUCAUUUGGAUGAAAAUGUGUACAAUGAAGCCCUCACCUUCAAUCCAUGGAGAUGGAUGGACCUUGAAAAUCAGGAGAAAAGAAAUUGGAGAAGUAGCUCAUUUUUUGCACCCUUCGGAGGAGGAGCCAGAUUCUGUCCAGGAGCUGAUUUGGCUCGCCUUCAGAUUACCCUUUUCCUUCAUUACUUUGUGACAACAUAUAGAUGGACUCAGCUUAAAGAAGAUCGGAUGUCCUUCUUUCCCUCAGCUCGUUUAGUGAACGGCUUCCAGAUUUGCUUAACUAGACGAUCGACGUGA